Messenger RNA from Aspergillus bombycis, 330 nucleotides. RefSeq lists its product as uncharacterized. The coding region runs from base 1 to 330 and encodes 109 amino acids. The transcript has a single exon. NCBI's taxonomy places the organism in Eukaryota, Fungi, Ascomycota, Eurotiomycetes, Eurotiales, Aspergillaceae. The record is from RefSeq and is a predicted model, not a curated record.
AUGGCAGCGAUUUCACUGCGGCCCAUGGUGCCGUCGCUACUGGGAAGUAAUGUGGCCAGCCCACCUGAUGCAUUGAGAACGAUCCCCGCGAAUCCCCAGGUUGCAGGCCAACAUUCCCCGCGAAAAGCUUCCAAUCUCAUUGAGCCAAGAUGGCGCCAAGCAGCUAAGGCUGAAGUGGUCGUCCAAGCGUGCCCAGCUGUGGCAGCCACACUAGCCAGAGUUGCCGUUCAGGGUGGUAUCUCCUGUGAAAUCGGCCCGCCCUUGAUGCCCAGAGGCGCUAGCUAUCCCAAUCCCAUCCUGGACGCGGGGGGCCGGAGUGAAUUGGUGUGA